Mustela erminea (ermine) is the source of this 8213-nucleotide messenger RNA. It is a transcript of the gene TMCC3, whose product is annotated as transmembrane and coiled-coil domain family 3. The transcript has 4 exons. The record is from RefSeq and is a predicted model, not a curated record. The coding region runs from base 2567 to 4024 and encodes 485 amino acids. Lineage: Eukaryota; Metazoa; Chordata; Mammalia; Carnivora; Mustelidae. Gene Ontology annotation, cellular component: endomembrane system.
CAGCGUGUUUGUAUCCAUUCUCCUAGUGAUGGUUCAGAGGUCUGUAUGCUCAUUGGAGAGUUUCUCUGGGGAAGAUGCCAAGAAGUGACAUUGCUAGGGCAGAGGAGGAAGUAUCUUCACCUUUACCGUCUGUUCUUAAGUAGCUUUGUCAAGUCCUUGUACUUAUAAGAGUGAUCUGCUAAAGCCACAUUUUGAUGUAUGUCACAGGAAAUUUUCAUAAUGAAUGCUAGAUUUUCUGUGGUGCUAAAUAGUAUUUCAGUUUGUGUGCAUUUUAAUUUGCCUGAAAGGAAAUAUAAAGUUAUUUUGAAUUUGCUGGCAAACAGUUUUUUGCACCUUGUUAAGAAUUUAGCAUCUCUAAUAUUCAGGUCUGUAAAAGUUGGUGUGUCAUUAUUUUACUUAUUGUGAUGUAACCCCCUUAAGUGUAGGGUUAUAUGUUGACACAGUCUUGUAACUAUCAUUCCAAAUAAGAUACAGAAUAUUCCCAUCACCUCAGAAAAUCCCCUUUUGUUCCUUUUCAGUCAAUACUGUGCUGUCCUCAGCAGCCAUGGGUCUGAUUUCUGUUCUCAUGAUCUUGUCUUUUCCAGAAGGCACUAUGAGUGGAAUCAGAUGGUGUGAAUGUAGCCUUUUCGAGUGUGGCUUCUUUCACUUAGCGUAAUGCUUUUAAGAUUCCUCAGUGUUGCCUGUGUUAUGCUUUAUUCCUUUUCAGUGAUAAGUAGUAUCAGGAUGUUUUUAGGAGUACUGAAGUAUGUGAGUGUGAGCAGUGAUGAAAAAUGACUUCAGUCCCAUGCAGCUUGUGUGACUGAAUUUAUCUGUUUUUCUCAUGUCACUCAGCAUUAGGAGAAGUUUAGAGCAUCAACUUCCAGUUAGAAAGUACAUUAAUUUGUAAUCCCAUUACUUGAAUGUUCUAUUACCUCAGAAUAUUAAAAAACAUGCAUGAAAUUAGGGCCAAUGUUCUGUGUCUUAACCUGGGACCUGUGGUUUUGUACAUUUGUACUUUCCUUGGCAGGGUUCUUGGUGGUGGCAAUUGACCUUUAAAAGAGAUGAAAAACCACCAGUCUAAUGUAAGCUCUUGUUUCUGAAUUAAAAACAUCAAUUUAUAGAAGUAUAUUUAUUGACAUAUCAUUGAGUCAUGCUUUUAUAUUAAUUGGAAACGUUUACCAAAUACUGGCACAGAGAACUCUUUUGUUUUAUCAAGUGGCACAAACGGAGAGAAUAUUGGUAGAGCGAGCCUAAGUCCGCAGUUCUGCCUGCUCUGCGACGAAGGCUUUCGAAGGCUUUCCAGAGGUUUCCGCAGCCUUACUGCAGUGCCUGAAACAAGGUACAGCCCCACUUUGGCUUACCCACAGAGAAUGGAGCCUCGGGCAGUAAUGGACUUGUGCAGGGUCAUACCACAAAGGCGGGACAAGUGUAGGACCUGAACCCAGCUUGUUCUGCAUUCCGGAGCCUUUGUCCCUAACCCCUGGGUAAACUGCUUCCACACCUGAAGGGGCAGUGACCUAGACCCCCAAGUGUAGACACUUGUCAGGUGCUUUAUUUUCCUUCCUCUGGCUUUUCAGAAUUUUCAUGGCUUUUCUUAAACAUGUCUGCAAUGAAAUGUAGCUACCUGAUGAGAUUUUUUAAGAUCUUUGUCCUGAGAAGAUAAAUCACAUCAGUGCUCUUUCUGAUUUAGUCUUUGUUUUGUCCUGGAUCUGGGGAAGUCUCCUGAGCAUCGGGGAUGGAAACCAGGAGCAGGGCUCACUGUAGAUACCCCAAGUGACACAGUCUAGAGCGCGGAUCUGGAAUUCUCCCCUGGCUAGUUUCUCAGACAGGGCCUAUUUGAAGCAGGCUCUGCUCAAACUCAGUACAGAGUAUAAAGAGCAGCUGGCUGCCUUAUCCCAGAGCCCCCAUCGCUGUCCCCACUGCUUCCCUGGGAGCCCAGCGCUACUCCAGGCCCUGAGAUCAGUCAGACACGGGCACUGCUCUUGAGCAGCUCGGGCUGGGGACGGCAGUGCUGCAGGGAGCCCUGGCCUCACGGGGACCCUUCUGGGAGGAACCAAUCCAGAGCCCACUCCAAGAAGUCUCUAGACCAGAAGGGGUAGGUGUCAGCAGUUCGGCUUUUCUGGCCCAGACUCUGCCGCAGGGCUGCUCCUGGUAGUUGUUUACAGGACCCCGCUGGCAGAGGAGGACAGAUGGUACCAGUUUUGAAGGUUGCCGUUCACCUCCGACGAGCCCUUUGGUCUGUAUUUUGUGUGUGUGUCUCGUGCAGAGGAAGCACUCAGUCCUGGGCAGGACGGACGGAGAGCUUCGAUUUGACUCAGAUGGAAGAAGGAUGCUGCAGGAAAGGGAGGAACGGGAUGUUCGUUGUCAUGGCAACCAGCAGGUUUUUAUCUGGAAUGUCGCCUUUGCAACCUAAACCAGUCAGUCACCUUUUCUCUCACUGAAGGAAACCGACUGAUGCAAACUCAAGAAAUGACAGUGCCAUGGCUCAGCGGGGUUUUCUUUGCUUCUUAGAAACAGCCUUGCAGGGACUUUAGUUCCUUCAUAGAAUUUCAGAGCUGAAAGGCACCCUGGUGCCUUACAGAACUUUAUGAAGUCAGGUGCUCUGGGAUUUCCUAUUAUGACGCGUCACCUCAUUUCCCCCUCUGCCCCCCACCCGGUCUCGUGCACAUGGCCAGGAUUUUCACAGGAGGCUAGAAUGAGGGUAGAACGUCAUGACAUGAAUACCUUAAGCUUGCCCCUAAGCAUUCGCCGAGGGGGGUCAGACACCAACCUCAACUUUGACGUACCAGAUGGCAUCCUGGACUUCCACAAGGUCAAGCUCAGUGCAGACAGCCUGAAACAAAAAAUUCUGAAGGUGACCGAGCAGAUAAAAAUUGAGCAGACGUCCCGCGACGGCAACGUCGCUGAGUAUCUGAAACUGGUCAGCAGCGCGGACAAGCAGCAGGCCGGCCGCAUCAAACAGGUCUUCGAGAAGAAGAAUCAGAAAUCCGCUCACUCCAUCGCCCAGCUGCAGAAGAAGUUAGAGCAGUAUCACAGAAAGCUCAGGGAGCUCGAGCAGAACGGAGGCCCCAGAAGCUCCAAGGACAUUUCCAAAGACAACCUCCACGCUCUGAGAGAUGCCGCCGCCAAGUCUCGAACUGCCCCCCACAGCACGGAGUGCGCGAAGUCGGGCAUGCCAGGCGUGUCCCUCACUCCGCCCGUGUUCGUCUUCAACAAGUCCAGAGAGUUCGCCAACCUGAUCCGGAAUAAGUUCGGCAGCGCUGACAACAUCGCACACUUGAAGAACUCCUUGGAGGAGUUUCGGCCCGAGGGCAGUCCCCGGGCCUACGGGGGCAGCGCCACCAUCGUGAACAAACCCAAGUACGGCAGCGACGACGAGUGUUCAAGCGGCACGUCGGGCUCCGCCGACAGCAACGGGAACCAGUCCUUCGGGGCCGGCGGCACCGGUGCGCUGGACAGCCAGGGCAAGCUGACCGUGAUCCUGGAAGAACUGAGGGAGAUCAAGGACACACAGGCUCAGCUGGCCGAGGACAUCGAAGCGCUCAAAGUGCAGUUCAAGAGAGAGUACGGCUUUAUUUCUCAGACCCUGCAAGAGGAGAGGUACAGGUACGAGCGCCUGGAAGACCAGCUCCACGACCUGACUGACCUGCAUCAGCACGAGACCACCAACCUGAAGCAGGAGCUGGCCAGCAUCGAGGAGAAGGUGGCCUACCAGGCCUAUGAGCGCUCACGGGACAUCCAGGAGGCCCUCGAGUCCUGCCAGACGCGCAUCUCCAAGCUGGAGCUGCACCAGCAGGAGCAGCAGGCUCUGCAGACAGACACCGUGAAUGCCAAGGUCCUCCUGGGAAAGUGCAUCAAUGUGAUCCUGGCCUUCAUGACCGUCAUCCUCGUGUGCGUGUCGACCAUUGCCAAAUUUGUCUCGCCCAUGAUGAAGAGCCGCUUCCACAUCCUCGGCACCUUCUUCGCCGUGACUCUUCUCGCAAUAUUUUGUAAAAACUGGGACCAUAUCGUGUGUGCCAUAGAAAGGAUCAUAAUACCCAGAUGAAGCCACCGGUGCCCGUCUUCACGUUCACUCACGUUUCUGUGUUAAGGAAAACUCUGUGCAUUACCACCAAAUCUGAAAGCGAACCGUUGUGCUGACUAGAGCCCACCAGGCCUGGGCCGCGCGUUGUAAAUAUCUCCAGGCCUCCUCACGCGCAGCCGCUGCCGGCUCAGCCCCUGUGCUUGGUGAACGUGGACCUGUUGCCAAGCUCGCCCCACGUCGCUCACUGCCUUAAUGAGACCAGAUUUCCUGCCCACCUGACUAGCCCAACAUGGUAAACCUGUGGUCCUUGAGCGUUUGGUGUGAUUAAUGACCCACAAGAAAUGGGGUGUUAAGUCUCUGUCUCCCUUAAGUUUCUGUCAAAAUUGAGCUUCAUAGUCACUGGUGGUGGUGUUCUCCCCAAGUCCCGUAAGCAGCAAGGCUGUGGCAGGACUUGGGCAGGGGACAAAGUGUGGGCGUUGGCCACGGGGAACACUUGUGGCCUACAGAGGUACAGUAGAUCCUGUGUAAUCCAUUGCGCUGGUUCCCGGAUAACGCUGGGUCUCAGGUGUUCCCCUUGUCCUCAGUGGUCCAUUGUGCGGGGCUUGCCACAACGUGGAAAUCUUACAGCACGUUUGUCUAUCCGUGGAAGUCUAACUUAGGUGUUUUCUUGCACUUUAAAUGGUAAGACAGGAAGAUCCAAGAGUGGGGUUUUCGCCUCCUUACACCCAGGAAGCCGCACGCCCAAUUCUAUCUUAAGUAGAAGGCUCUCAAGUGCCUGGCCUUUAAGCAUGUAGAAAUGCUUCCAGAUCCCACAUCAGACUGUGGCUCGAGCGGGAGUGUAGGCUCCGGAGGUUUGCGCUGCGCUGAGUCUUGAUGGUGAUAACCCCUCGUGGGGGUGUGGUUCACUUUACUCAUCGGCCUGGGGAGGGUUGUAAAGCUUACCACGCAGGUGAACACCAGUGAUGCUCGUGUUGGGGGGUUCUUUUCUCCCCCUUUAAGGAGGACGACAGAAUUGUACCGUGUGAGGUGAAAGUGCACUGAGGUAGGGGCACUGGAAGCGGGAGGAAAACAAGGUGUGUGGUCUCGGGGGUGGCAGUCAGAUGAAGACCGAGAAGGUCUUCUGAGGACGCCCGCUGAGACCAGCCGCUGUCUGAUGAAUUAGAUCCAGUGUCUGCACCGAGGUUGUCCAUGGUCUCGUAGGGGCUCACUGAGGUGCCACGGGAAAGGAGUGGCCAUGCUUCUUCCCCUGAGGUGAAAGCCUUCAGAAGUUAACAUCUUCUGCCUGUUUGGGUGAUGCUGCUUACUACUUUCGGCCCAGAUAACACUCUCCUUUAAAUCUUUUUCUCCCAGCUGAUACUUCCCUUUAAAUCUUUUUCUCUCUGCACCUAACGAAGACGAAGAUAGAAGGUUUUAAUGGAAACUGCUGUUCAGUCCCUCCUCCCACCAUCCGCUCUGUUAUCUGAAGGCGUGGAGAUGUAUGUUAGUGUACAUUUUCUUCCAGAAAACAUCGAAUCGCCUGGAUUUAAAUUAAGUGCAAUAUUUUGCGAACAGCUGCUCUUAGGGAAACUCCUGAAAAAAAUGUGACAGUGUGCCGUGGUUUGAGAGAAUGGAAUAGUCGAGCAUUUGGUCCAAGUCCAGUGUGUGUGAGACUCAGACAACUCAAGCUUUCUUCUUCAUCUUUUUUUAACUUUACAGUUCAGUGGUUUUAGUAAAUUCACAAAUUUAUGCAACUCUCCCCACUAUCUAAUUCUGGACUCGAGCUUUUUCAAACAGUAGGCAUCACUCAAUGACAUCUUUGGCUGUACGGAUUGUGGACUCAGGGACGAAGGAGCUCCCAGCCCCACCCCCAUCUCAUGGCUGUGUCCCCUUCUACUGUCAGACCCUCCCUUGUUCUGCCAAGUUGGCUGUAAAUACACUGAGCCAUCGAAUCCAGGGGACAAAAGAGUUCCAGAUCCAGGGAAGAGAGGGAGAGAAAAUGGUGUGCUUCCUUUUGCUUCUACAUUUUAAUGGCCAGCAUUCCCCAUUGCCUGUAGGCAUCAGGCUUCAUUUGGCCGAGGGCUGGCUGCCCCUUCCCUUGGAUCAAGCUGGACCCUGGUGGGCACCCUUCAUGUCUGUGAAUCUUUCUGAGGCCCUCUGGACAUGCCAGGGCUUGCAGCGGAGGUUGCUGUCGCUGUUUGUUUAGAGCGAGUGAGGGAGGCGGCUAACCCGCAGGCUGCCAUACUCUGCUCAUCGCUGGCUUUGACGCUUCCCAGACCUUUCCAGAUGCUUCCCUGACGCUUCCAGACCAGUGGGGAGGAGGCAGCGUGUCUCCUCCCCACUGGGAGAAGCAGGGAAGAAAAUGGAAAGCGGCACACUCCACCCCCUCCUGUCUGGAGCUGGGAACAGAAGCUGCUAGAAACUGGCUCUGUUCUGAAAUGUUCUAGGGUCUAAAUCAUCCCACCUGAUCAUGACUUCUUUGCACAGAAUUUGUAUUUCCAGUGAUUCUCAUUAGAUGUCAGAUAAUCUUAUUUUCACCUGGAUAUGCUCAACCUACGUGGCAUAUUUAUUUUUGAGUCUUGUUGAAAGUUCAUGAAGCUUUUUAAUAAGCUGAUACACUCCAAGGAGACCUUUCUUUACUCGCUGCAGUUUACCGUUCUCUUCUUAAGGAAAUAAACCCUCCCGUUGUGUGUUUUCUUGCCUGCGUAAAGGGAGUAAAUAAAAUUUUAUAAAUUAUUCAAUUAAAAAUUGUGAUCCAGCUAGGACAUAUCCUGGAAUUGGUCAUUUACAUUUAAGUCAACUAAUUUUUCCCUCCAUCCUUCGUUGGUAGGAAACCUCUUAUACAUACCUGAGGACAGACUCAGUCGUGAGGUGGACAGACACCUGCUCCCUUAGCGAACUGGACAUUGCAUUCUAGCACAGGAUUUUUUGGUGACAUACUGUUUUCAUGAUCACCAAGAUAAUGAUAGUUUGCUGGGGACAAAACAGAAACCCAAAAAUACUCUUCUGUGGGCUUUAAAUUGGUUACUCCAGCUUAGGUUUUGAGUAUGAUGGAGCCAGAACAAAACAUCCUACCCACCCACCCCCCAAUUCAAACCGCAAUGAAGCAGUAAAUAAAAGUACUCCAUUGCUGGUUUUGUGCAGAGAGUGGGAUCAGUCCCAAGUUUCUGGCAUGUACCAUUAGUGGUUUUGCUUCUGUGAUCAUGGUGAACUAUUGAGAGAUUCUCUGAAACUCCCCACCCCUCCCCCCAUAAUGCAGUUACCCCAUCAAUCAAUUAGCAUCCAUGGGACCUCAGCCCCUCUGCUUUGUCACUCUUGUUUUCAUGGAAAUAUUGCCCUGUUAGGUAUGUUGAUUGCCCUGCCAUUUCUCCAGCAUAUCAGGUUUAAUUAUAGAAUUGAUAACAGUGACGGGAAUUGGAUUCCCUUGGGCACUUAAUUAUUUGUGUCCUUUGGGGUUGGAUUUUAAAUUCCAAAUUGUUUUGCAUCAAAGAGGAACAUCUUUGUGUUGAAUCUAAGUAUAGUUGCAUUGGUUUGGAAAAGCAUUUCAAGGUGCUUAAUAAUAUGAAAACGUGUGAUUCAACAACCUGUUUUGCAUAUUUCUAUAAUUUUGAGGAGUGAGCCGGGGAAGAGUGAGAUGGCGUUAUUUAAAAUUCAGAACUUUAUCUGGAGAGAGGUGUUUCAAAAAGUUUAGCCCAUGUGUUAAGGAAGGAGUUAGUCUAAAAAGAUUAAUCACUGAAAGGAAGGAUAUUGGUCUAUUUACAUCAAAAGUAGUUAAGAAGCUAAAAUGUACAGUUAACACGAGUUUGGUAACCCAAAAGAUACAAAGCAGAUCUAACCUAUAAUUUUCUAAAGUCAGUGCAAUCCUUUGUUUAUAAGAAGCUGGAAAGUAAUGUACCUUGAUUGUUUUAGGAAUAGUUUAUGUGUUACCAUUUUAAUUUAUUUAAAACGUGUCUCCUGUCUUUGUCCUAAGAGAAAUGUUUCAACAAAAUGUGCUCUGUGUUUAAGAUAUGUUUAGGCAGUAGUUAGCAGUUCCGAAAAUGGAAACUAGAAAUGUUUGUUGUGAGGUCUUUUGCAGAAUUUCAAUUUUGUGAGAUACUGUGUAGUCCCACGUCAGCCUACAGUUGUAAAUCCCGUGUAGAUCAUCACCCCCUUCAAAGCAGGUGCCAUUAUUUUUUUAAAUAAACAUUUAAUGUUAGCUUUGAUGUUCAAUAAAGAGUUCGAUUUCUUAAAUUUC